This is a messenger RNA of Eurytemora carolleeae, 1494 nucleotides long. Its product is annotated as CD63 antigen. Gene Ontology annotation, cellular component: membrane. The coding region runs from base 1 to 702 and encodes 233 amino acids. The record is from RefSeq and is a predicted model, not a curated record. The transcript has 6 exons. NCBI's taxonomy places the organism in Eukaryota, Metazoa, Arthropoda, Copepoda, Calanoida, Temoridae.
AUGUUUGACAGAGUGUGGGUGACGUUUACCCUGUACAACUUGUUAUCCUUGGUGUUUGGUGUACUAGUGACCGGCGUGGAUAUCUGUGCCUUCCUUCUCCUCUUUAUAGGACUAUCAAUUCUCAUACAAAGCAUAGCUGGAUUGAGCAGUGGGUGCUGUGAUGGAUAUGGAAGACGAUGUUUAGUUGUUUAUGGAACCAUCCUACUCCUAGCUAUACUUGGAGAAAUAGUUGGAGUCAGUCUUAGCUUGCUUCUCUUCAAACAGGAAGUUGGAGAUCUUUCAAAAUCAGUUUUAGUGAGUUCUUUAGAGACUGAUUAUUUAAAUAAAGAUAGUGGAGUAUCUAUAGUAUGGGAUGGUAUGAUGGAGAAGCUGGGUUGCUGCGGGGCGAACAACUACACGGACUUCAACAACGUUUACACCACCUUGGGAGGGCAGCAGAUACCUAAGUCUUGUUGUCGUCUGUAUGAAGUGGAAAAUUUCCUUGUACCAAUCGAUGAGAGCUGUACAACUAAUCCAACCGAGUACAACGCCUACCUUGGCGGAUGUUUAGAUAUGUUGGCGCCCAGCGCAAUUCCCGCGUUGGCAAUUACAACGGGAAUAGUUGUCGUCUUCCAACUAGCUGGCGUUAUUCUAUCUUUCUGUUUAGCAAAUAAAGUAGUCUAUAUAAGAACGGAGAGCGUAUAUGAAUUAACUCACCUGUAGAAAAAUUUACAUUUUUUACAUUGACCCUUCAUAAAUGAGCUUUAAAUGCAACGACGGCUUUCAGAAUAAAAAAAUUGUAAGAAAAGAAAAAAAUGUAUCAGACACGGUUUUUUACUGCCCUAUAUCUAAGGAUAAAUAUAUAAGCCAUAAGUUAUUAGCUUUUAAGCCUUACCUGAAUCCCUUUUAUUUGCAGACUAUUGUUUUUAUACAAAUAUAAUGCAUUGGAAAUUAUUUUAAGUGUAAAAAAUUAUCAGUUACGAUGUUUUAGCUUUGUGGCAGUUUUGUUAAGCUUAGAAAAUUUUUGCUAUUCCGAGUGUAGAGUACGAACAAAUCGUUCUGGGGAAAAGAACAAAAAAUCAUUGUGAAGACGACAUGUCCGGGAACAGAUAUUGAACUAUUUCAGGACGGAUUCGAAAAUUUAUAGCAAUACUCUCUCUGAAGUUGUUUGUAGUUUUUGUAUAGAAUAGUCAUAAAAAGUUUUUGUUCUUUUCUCAGGGUCCUGUGUCGGUUUAUCCUUACUCGCAGCUUGAAAUCGUAAUUUUUCUCGAAGUACUCCCAAGUCUCAAAACGGUGAGAAAAAUCAUAAAUUUAGAAAUGUAUCUUUAAAUAUGCAAAAGAAAGAUCUCAUGUUUGAUGAGAUCAAAGAAUCAACAAAUCAUUCAAAUAUUAUAAAUAUUUUUAUCAAAACCAUUUUCUAUAGUUGAACUUAUUUAAAAAUCAAAUAUAUUAUGUUUAUAAAAUUGUUUUGAUUAAAACAUAAUUGUAUUGAAACAAAUAAACGUGCAAAUAUCA